Molecule: messenger RNA, 2911 nt
Organism: Tarenaya hassleriana
Lineage: Eukaryota; Viridiplantae; Streptophyta; Magnoliopsida; Brassicales; Cleomaceae
Product: switch 2
Exons: 8
Coding region: 118-2712 (864 amino acids)
Molecular function (GO): ATP-dependent chromatin remodeler activity; ATP binding
Source: RefSeq, a predicted model, not a curated record
UUUUUCUCGUUUUCUGUGAAAUUAAGUUUCCGAGAGAAUUUUCAAAUCUUUGAAUUCGCGACCUCAAUCUCCCAGAGAAAAGUACGUCUUUGAUACCCGACCACGAGAUCAGUUCCGAUGUCUUUAUUGCACUCCUUCAAAGAGACGAUAAAGCCCUGUAGCAAUCUAUCCUUGUCGACCCUAGAACCUGCCCCGCCUAUAAACCCUAGAAAACCUCCCAAAUCAUCUCUCUCGCAGCAGCUUCUUCGUCUCGAAGAUUCUUACUUCGCUUCCAAGCAGGAAUUUAGAACCCAGAGCGCCCCGAUCGAAGGUUUUGAUCGUGGCAAGGACGAUCACGAUGGAAAGAUCAAGGAAGACGAAGAAAUUGAAGAACCAAAAAUCGGAGAUGAGGUUGUCGGGUUCGGGAGACCCGGGUCGGGCCGGUUACAGUUUGACUAUACGGGUCCCUAUGAGCCACUCGUGCUGUCACCAACCGGAGAAAUCCCGGUCUUGCAGGUUCCGGCAUCCAUAAACUGUAGACUGCUCGAGCAUCAACGGGAGGGAGUAAAGUUUCUGUACAAUCUGUACAAAAACAACCAUGGCGGAAUUCUUGGUGAUGAUAUGGGACUGGGCAAGACCAUUCAGACUAUCGCAUUUCUUGCUGCAGUGUACGGAAAAGACAGUGAUGGCAACGAUUCCUCUUUGUUAAAGGCUGGAAAGGGUCCAGUCCUUGUCAUCUGCCCAUCUUCUGUGAUCCACAACUGGGAAAGCGAGUUUUCCCGAUGGGCGAGUUUCAGUGUUUCCGUGUACCAUGGUCCAAGCCGCGAUUUGAUCCUGGAGAAACUCAAUGCCCAAGUUGUUGAGGUACUCGUGACCAGUUUCGAUACAUUCAGAAUCCAAGGUCUCAUUUUGUCUAGUGUAAAUUGGGAAAUAGUGAUUGUUGACGAGGCACACCGGCUAAAGAAUGAAAAAUCAAAACUUUAUGAAGCAUGUCUAGAGAUCAAGACACGGAAAAGGAUUGGCCUUACAGGAACCGUGAUGCAGAACAAGAUUGCGGAGCUAUUCAAUCUGUUCGACUGGGUAGCACCUGGAUCGCUUGGGACACGGGAACAUUUCCGAGAAUUCUAUGAUGACCCACUGAAGCAUGGGCAGAGAGCGACUGCUCCAGAACGGUUCAUCCAGAUUGCAGAUAAGAGGAAACAACAUCUGGUUAAUGUUCUGAGAAAGUAUAUGUUGAGGCGGACGAAAGAGGAAACAAUUGGGCAUCUGAUGAUGGGGAAGGAAGAUAAUGUCGUCUUCUGUGAGAUGAGCACAUUGCAGAAGCGGGUGUAUCAAAGAAUGUUGCAACUUCCAGAAAUCCAGUGCCUUGUAAAUAAAGAUGCACCAUGCACUUGUGGGAGCCCGCUUAAGCAAUCAGAGUGUUGCAGAAGGGUUGUUCGUGAUGGAAUUAUCUGGAAGUACCUUCACAGAGACAACCUCGAUGGCUGUGAUUCUUGCCCCUUCUGCUUGGUCCUUCCAUGCCUUGUGAAACUCCAACAGAUAAGCAAUCAUUUGGAACUCAUCAAAUCGAACCCAAAAGACGAGCGAGACAAACAGCAGAGGGACUCAGAGUUUGCAUCUGCGGUGUUUGGACCAGAUAUUGAUCUAAUGGGAGGUAUUGCCCCAAGUGAGAGCUUCAUGGAUCUCAGUGAUGUUAAACAUUGUGGGAAAAUGAGAGCCUUGGAGAAGUUGAUGGCUUCUUGGAUUUCAAAGGGUGAUAAGAUACUUCUCUUCAGUUACUCCGUCAGGAUGUUGGACAUACUCGAGAAGUUUCUCGUAAGGAAAGGUUACUGCUUUUUAAGACUUGAUGGUUCUACCCCCACUAAUCUGCGUCAAUCUCUUGUGGACGACUUCAACUCGAGCCCUAGCAAAUCGGUUUUUCUCAUAUCGACUCGGGCUGGGGGGCUAGGACUAAAUCUUGUGAGUGCGAACCGUGUGGUAAUAUUUGACCCGAACUGGAAUCCAGCGCACGAUUUGCAAGCGCAGGAUAGGUCGUUUAGGUUUGGACAGAAACGUCAUGUGGUGGUUUUCCGUCUCUUGGCUGCUGGUUCCCUCGAGGAACUGGUUUAUACACGGCAAGUGUACAAGCAACAGCUUUCCAACAUUGCUGUUGCAGGGAAAAUGGAGCGACGGUACUUUGAAGGUGUCCAGGAUUGUAAAGAAUUUCAAGGGGAGCUAUUCGGAAUCUCUAAUCUCUUCCGCGACCUGUCUGAUAAACUCUUCACCAGCGAAAUUGUCAAGCUACAUAAGGAGGACCAUAGCAUUGACCAAGUCAACCAGGGGAAGAAUACACCAGUGCUCAAGACCGAUGGUUUAAAAGAAGAAGAAGAAACAAACGCGGUAUCAUCAUCUAAGCUCGAACCCGAGAAACCUAUGCUCAGAGAUUUGGGCAUUGUGUAUGCACAUCGAAAUGAAGAUAUCGUCAAUGGCAGACAACAAACUCAGAGGACGGAUGAAGAUGGCGAAACGCAGACGGAUGACGCAAACUUUUUGAAGAAGGGGAAGAGAAAGAUUCGCGAAGAGGACGACAAAGCUACAAAUGUGGGUGGGAAAAGGGAGAAGUACAAGAUGGUAGCUGAGUUCAGAGGCAUGGAGAUAGUGGAGUUCAGCCGAUGGGUGUUGUCUGCAACCCCCUCUGAGAGACACAAACUCCUCCGAGACUUCAGGAAGUGGAGUUGUUCUUUGCGACGUUGAUGGAUAAAAUCUAUGUCAACCCACAAUGAUGUUUGGUCUUCUGGGUGUUAGUUUUUGGUAAAUGUAGAUAUAUAUUUUUUUUAACCAACAGUGAAUAUUGUUAGGCCUAGAAGUCAGGUUAGGUCUUGUCUAGUCAUAAUGUGUUCUAUUUGUACAUAAUUCCAUUCAUUUUGUUAUGUAAAUUGAUCUCUCCCUUACA